UGCCCGCGCGGUGACCCGAUGCUCUUCCCGUCUCUUCCCUGCGCCAGACCCCAGCCGCCCAGCCACGGAGAAGCCGGCGCCGCCGCCGCCGCCGCCGCCGCCCCGGCCAGCGCUGAGGAGCCCCGGCUGUGCCCGACAGAGACUGCCCCUUGCGUGGCGGAGAUGCUGCCGGGCCCCGAGGCAGGCCUGCAGGCAGCAGCCACGCACGCGGUGGAGCUGCCGCCCUGCCACGGCUUGCUGGGGCCCUACCUCGGGGAGCUGCCGGCGGCUGAUCUGCAGCCGCUCCCGCCCAGUCCCCCGGAGCCGCCGCGGGAGCUUCCCCCUCGCGGGCAGUGCCUGAUGCACAACUGGCAGGAGGAGAGAGCCACCAAUGAUCUGGACCGAGUGCCAAGGCCCGAGUAUGGCACGGAGGGAUUUUUCUACCGGCAUGGGCAUCCUGGCCUUCUCACCCUUGAAUUUCUCGCUGGAGUGGCCAAGAGCACCACUAUGAAGGACUCCUACCUUUGGCCCCUGAAGACAGGGCUCCCCAUGCGAGGGAAGCGAGAGGCUAUGAUGGAGCAUCUUCUGUACCAGAAACACAGCAAGAGCCUCCUGGAGGACGACGUCUACCCACCACCCCAGCCCCUCGAGUCCACCUCCAUCACCCACCGGGACUAUAAUCAGGAGGGCGUCCUUUCCAUGCCCCCGCUCCCCACUCAGGUAAGGGCCCCUUUGUGCUGGAAGAACGGCCAGGCUGUCCAUCGCCUCCCUCACUGGACACCCCCAGAAGGCUCCUGGCUGCCAUGGGACUUCUCCUCUCCUCUCUGCAGCCCCACGACUAUCGGCUGGAGCAACCACAGACCUUCUGGCUCGAACAUGCCCAAGAGGUGCCGGUGA
Candoia aspera is the source of this 876-nucleotide messenger RNA. It is a transcript of the gene SPAG8, whose product is annotated as sperm associated antigen 8. Gene Ontology annotation, cellular component: nucleus; cytoplasm. The record is from RefSeq and is a predicted model, not a curated record. NCBI's taxonomy places the organism in Eukaryota, Metazoa, Chordata, Lepidosauria, Squamata, Candoiidae. The transcript has 4 exons. The coding region runs from base 19 to 876 and encodes 285 amino acids. Gene Ontology annotation, biological process: positive regulation of transcription by RNA polymerase II. Gene Ontology annotation, molecular function: microtubule binding.